AUGGCUUUCCCAGAGACAUCAUACUGGAUGAAGUUCUUUAAGGAUGCUGGUAUACCAGCUGGAGACUCUGCCAACUAUGCAGUGACAUUUACAGACAACAGAAUCACACGGGACAUGCUCCAGGACCUGACAAAGGACUACCUUAACUGUAUGGGAAUUUCAAUCCUGGGCGAUGUCAUCAACAUCCUCAAACAUGCCAAGACAGUACACAUACAGGAGCAAAGGGAGAAAACAUUAAGGGGCUCACAGCCUUCACCAACCCCAAGGAGAUCCACAGCUGCCAGUCGGAUUGUUGAUCAUUACCUUGGGAAAGAUCCGGAUGCAGGCCCAAUGAACCUUCCUGUUGUACAUGUACCAAAGAUAUCAAGGGAAUUGUCAGCAAGGCUUGGAACACCACCAGGAUCAGCCAGGUCCUCUCCAGUUCCAACAUCAAGAAAUAUCAGUAAAAUUAAGCUGAACCCUAAAAAACUUGAGGAAGUUGUACCUGUGCCAAAAUCUCGACGAGUGUUCCCUGAACAUGAAGGAAAGUACAAGAUUACUAUGCCUGCUGGAACCACGGCAAAGACACAAAAAAUAUUAAAAGCGAAAUCAGGGUCAAGUGUCAAGGGAAAUUCUGUGUUCAAUAGACUAGGGGCAGACAACAAAGGCAGAUCAACCACAUUUACAGAAGGUGGAGGGAUGAUCAUUAAGUCUGCCAGUGCUGAGUCCUCAGUGUUCAGUCGACUUGGAGGCAAGAAGGCAGUAAAGCGAGCUGCCACAUCAACAUCUAUGGAUGAGGAGGACGAUGACGAAGAUGGAGAGCCACUAGGAUACGCUGGAGUCCUCAAGUCUACUCCCUCCCCAGUUAAACGUAAUAAGGUUGUCCUCACAACAUCUACUGUCUCCGUUACAAAAACAGCUGGUCCUACAGCUGUAAAAUCUCCCACAACUGAGGGAAUCUUUGGGGCAGUUGCAUCAAGGAGUCUACAGGACCGAUUAGGUAAGAAGGUGGGAGUUAGCUGUGCUGUGUCCAGUACGACAUCUGAGGAAGGAGAUAAGCCUGUCCGAAAGAAAUCAGGGAUUCAGAAACGUCUAGGCGAACAGAAAGUUACCUCCAGUACAAAGCCUGCUCCUAAGAUCACCAACCUCAAAGCAACAGGAGCAGAAAAGAAAGGAUCAGGUGUAUUCAGCCGACUAGGAAAGAAGGCCACUUCAUGACAACCCUAACACCAGUGGAUUUGUUGUAUAGGUGCUUCAGUAUUCAGCAACACAUGUUUGAAGUAGAAGGUGAUCUUAUGACCUUUGACAUAGUUGAAAGGUUCAGUUAGGAAUUUUGAUCUCUUUACUAUGGUAGUAUGAUGUAUAUCACUUAACACACAUACUAUAUGAAAUGUACAGAUGUAGGAUCUAUACAUAACAUCUUAUAAAAUCAGGGUCACCCAGUUCAUAAAAGUCAAGGUCAUCUUACGUAAAAAAAAAAAGAGCCAGUCAGUGUCUGAUCAGUGUAAUGUUUACAUGAGUUAUGAGUCAGUAGAUCAUCUUUGAAAUCAAAGAACUGCCAUGUCAAUACACCUAUCUUCUGUUCAUCCUUUGAGUAUCUUACAGCAAGCUUGUUGGUCCCAGAAGAUAUUCCUGACCAAUUGUUAGGCUUAUACCUAUUCUUUGAAAAGUCAACUUUGACCUUUAUGCUGCCAAGUGGUUCUUUUUAUUUUUAUCAAAGUGGUCACAAGUGUGCAUACUUCUGUACUUGUUCCCAGAAAAAGUAUGGAAAACGGAGCAGAAGAAGUACAUAUAAAUGUAUGUACCUAUAUUAUUUGUAGUUUUCUGGCUUAUAAAGGUAAAGGUAUUGUACAUUUCACCUACAGAUGUACUGCUAGCAAGGUAAUGCUCAAUUCUUAAAUUAUAAAGAUAAAAGCUGUUGACUUUGUUCACUGUAUUGCCAUUAGAUAUUCUGGUUUUAUGUGCAAGUUCAGGUUUUAUGUUCUGCUUAUGUGAAAUGGAAUUAACUAUUAUGUGACCGGAGAACAAUUGUAAUAGGAUUCCUUUAGCAGACCUAUUAAGAUUUUUACCCAACUUGUCAGACAGGUUUGACGAGAAUGAGGAGGUAAAUUGAAUGAGGGUGAAGGUCGUUUAGUACUACACUGAUUGUAUGAUUAGGUAAAGUUCAUUAGGAUUUUGAUAUAUAUCAAGGUAGAUGUCAUGGAGUACCAUUGUUAGGUAAAGUUUGAGCAUGAAAGUAGAUCAUCAUACUCAAUACAUUGUAUUUCACACUAACAUAGUGGAUUAGACGUAUAUAUGUGUGAUUGUUAGUGGUAUAAUUUGUGACAAGGACUAUCAUACAGUAUGGAAGGAUGAAAGUUGCAUUAACUCGAGGAUUACAAACAUCAGUUGUAAUGAUAUUUUAUAUACAAUGUGAAGUAAAUGUAAUAUUUACGUUAUAGAAUUCCAUGAUCAUCAGUUUCUAUAAGUGGAAAACCUGUUGAUGCCAGAGAGAUAUUAAGUAUUUUUAAGAUCUGACACUUUGUGAACUGAUUAUCGUUUGUUGUUGGAUUUGAUAUUAAAGUUUCCAUAAUCAUUUCUAUUCCCCGGAAACAGUACAAAGUUGUCAGUAGCUUUUAUUCCUAGCAGUAAACAGUCAAAUCUCUUUCUCAGGAAACCGUACAGCUAUUCAGUCUUAACAGAUCAUCCCUACUAAAUAAUUCAGUCAUCUUUGUGUUCCUGGUUGUCAUAUAAUUAUAGAUAUGCAGCCUUCGUACUUUCCAGUCAUUGAUUCAGACUCAUUCAGUUGAAGUAAAUACUGGUACAUAUAUGUUGAAAGAUAAAUCCCAAAUUACAGAAACAGCACUGCCUGGUAGACAAUCCAGUUACUUACCUUUAUGCCCGGUAAAUAAUCCAGCUACUUACCUUUAUUCCCGGUAAAUAAUCCAGCUACUUACCUUUAUUCCCGGUAAAUAAUCCAGCUACUUACCUUUAUUCCCAGUAAAUAAUCCAGCUACUUACCUUUAUUCCCGGUAAAUAAUCCAGCUACUUACCAUUAUUCUCAGUAAAUAAUCCAGCUACUUACCUUUAUUCUCAGUAAAUAAUCCAGCUACUUACCUUUAUUCUCAGUAAAUAAUCCAGCUACUUACCAUUAUUCUCAGUAAAUAAUCCAGCUAUUAACCUUUAUUCCCAGUAAAUAAUCCAGCUACUUACCAUUAUUCUCAGUAAAUAAUCCAGCUACUUACCUUUAUGCCCGGUAAAUAAUCCAGCUACUUACCUUUAUUCCCAGUAAAUAAUCCAGCUACUUACCUUUGUUCGAAAUAAAUAAUCCAGCUAUUAACCUUUCUUCCCAGUAAAUAAUCCAGCUAUCAUGAUUCCCUUGGAAAAAGGUCUAUCUUGACAAAGAAUGACAAGAAAGUGGGCAACCAGAUUAGUGGUGUGUUGAUACUGGGAUGACCAAAUAAGUGGCAUUUUAGAUAUUAGGGCUAACCAAAUUAGUGAUGACUGGAUACUUGGACACCCAGUUUAGUGGUGGCUGGUAUAUUGGGACUCCCAGUUAAGUGGCAUCUAGAUAUUGGAAUGCCCAGUUUAGUGGUGGCUGGUAUAUUGGGACGACCAAACUAGUGAUGACUGGAUACUUGGACUCCCAGUUUAGUGGUGGCUGGUAUAUUGGGACAAUCAAACUAGUGAUGACUGGAUACUUGGACGCCUAGUUAAGUAGUGGCUGGUAUAUUGGGACUCCCAGUUUAGUGGUGGCUGGUAUAUUGGGAUGACCAAACUAGUGAUGACUGGAUACUUGGACGCCUAGUUAAGUAGUGGCUGGUAUAUUGGGACUCCCAGUUUAGUGGUGGCUGGUAUAUUGGGAUGACCAAACUAGUGAUGACUGGAUACUUGGACGCCUAGUUAAGUGGUGGCUGGUAUAUUGGGACUCCCAGUUUAGUGGUGGCUGGUAUAUUGGGACUCCCAGUUAAGUGGCAUCUAGAUAUUGGAAUGCCCAGUUUAGUGGUGGCUGCAUAUUGGAAUGCCCAGUUUAGUGGUGGCUGGUAUAUUGUGAUGACCAAACUAGUGAUGACUGGAUACUUGGACUCCCAGUUUAGUGGUAGCUGGUAUAUUGGGAUUCCCAGUUUAGUGGUGGCUGUUAUAUUGGGAUUCCCAGUUUAGUGGUAGCUGUUAUAUUGGGAUUCCCAGUUUAGUGGUGGCUGGUAUAUUGGGAUUCCCAGUUUAGUGGUAGCUGGUUUAUUGGGAUUCCCAGUUUAGUGGUGGCUGUUAUAUUGGGAUUCCCAGUUUAGUGGUAGCUGGUUUAUUGGGAUUCCCAGUUUAGUGGUGGCUGUUAUAUUGGGAUUCCCAGUUUAGUGGUGGCUGUUAUAUUGGGAUUCCCAGUUUAGUGGUGGCUGGUAUAUUGUGAUGACCAAACUAGUGAUGACUGGAUACUUGGACUCCCAGUUUAGUGGUAGCUGGUAUAUUGGGACUCCCAGUUUAGUGGUGGCUGUUAUAUUGGACUCCCAGUUUAGUGGUGGCUGUUAUAUUGGGAUUCCCAGUUUAGUGGUGGCUGGUAUAUUGGGACUCCCAGUUUAGUGGUAGCUGUUAUAUUGGGAUUCCCAGUUUAGUGGUGGCUGGUAUAUUGGGAUUCCCAGUUUAGUGGUGGCUGUUAUAUUGGGAUUCCCAGUUUAGUGGUGGCUGUUAUAUUGGGAUUCCCUGUUUAGUGGUGGCUGUUAUAUUGGGAUUCCCAGUUUAGUGGUGGCUGGUAUAUUGGGAUUCCCAGUUUAGUGGUGGCUGGUUUAUUGGGAUUCCCAGUUUAGUGGUGGCUGUUAUAUUGGGAUUCCCAGUUUAGUGGUGGCUGGUAUAUUGGGAUUCCCAGUUUAGUGGUAGCUGUUAUAUUGGGAUUCCCAGUUUAGUGGUGGCUGGUAUAUUGGGACUCCCAGUUUAGUGGUGGCUGGUAUAUUGGGACUCCCAGUUUAGUGGUGGCUGUUAUAUUGGGAUUCCCAGUUUAGUGGUGGCUGGUAUAUUGGGAUUCCCAGUUUAGUGGUGGCUGGUAUAUUGGGAUUCCCAGUUUAGUGGUGGCUGUUAUAUUGGGAUUCCCAGUUUAGUGGUGGCUGGUAUAUUGGGAUUCCCAGUUUAGUGGUGGCUGGUAUAUUGGGAUUCCCAGUUUAGUGGUGGCUGGUAUAUUGGGAUUCCCAGUUUAGUGGUGGCUGUUAUAUUGGGAUUCCCAGUUUAGUGGUGGCUGGUAUAUUGGGAUUCCCAGUUUAGUGGUGGCUGGUAUAUUGGGAUUCCCAGUUUAGUGGUGGCUGGUAUAUUGGGAUUCCCAGUUUAGUGGUGGCUGGUAUAUUGGGAUUCCCAGUUUAGUGGUGGCUGGUAUAUUGGGAUUCCCAGUUUAGUGGUGGCUGUUAUAUUGGGAUUCCCAGUUUAGUGGUGGCUGUUAUAUUGGGAUUCCCAGUUUAGUGGUGGCUGGUAUAUUGGGAUUCCCAGUUUAGUGGUGGCUGGUAUAUUGGGAUUCCCAGUUUAGUGGUGGCUGGUUUAUUGGGAUUCCCUGUUUAGUGGUGGCUGGUUUAUUGGGAUUCCCUGUUUAGUGGUGGCUGGUUUAUUGGGAUUCCCAGUUUAGUGGUGGCUGGUUUAUUGGGAUUCCCUGUUUAGUGGUGGCUGGUUUAUUGGGAUUCCCUGUUUAGUGGUAGCUGGUUUAUUGGGAUUCUCAGUUUAGUUGUAUCUGGUUUAUUGGGAUUCCCAGUUUAGUGGUGGCUGGUAUAUUGGGAUUCCCAGUUUAGUGGUGGCUGGUAUAUUGGGAUUCCCAGUUUAGUGGUGGCUGUUAUAUUGGGAUUCCCAGUUUAGUGGUGGCUGGUUUAUUGGGAUUCCCAGUUUAGUGGUGGCUGGUAUAUUGGGAUUCCCUGUUUAGUGGUAGCUGGUUUAUUGGGAUUCCCAGUUUAGUGGUGGCUGGUUUAUUGGGAUUCCCUGUUUAGUGGUAUCUGGUUUAUUGGGAUUCUCAGUUUAGUGGUAUCUGGUUUAUUGGGAUUCCCAGUUUAGUGGUGGCUGGUUUAUUGGGAUUCCCAGUUUAGUGGUGGCUGGUUUAUUGGGAUUCCCAGUUUAGUGGUGGCUGGUAUAUUGGGAUUCCCAGUUUAGUGGUGGCUGGUUUAUUGGGAUUCCCAGUUUAGUGGUGGCUGGUUUAUUGGGAUUCCCAGUUUAGUGGUGGCUGGUUUAUUGGGAUUCCCAGUUUAGUGGUGGCUGGUAUAUUGGGACUCCCAGUUUAGUGGUAUCUGGUUUAUUGGGAUUCCCUGUUUAGUGGUAGCUGGUUUAUUGGGACGCCCAGUUUAGUGGUGGCUGGUAUAUUGGGACAACCACAGUGAAUGGAUAAAGGGUCAGUACAGUAAAGAAGAUAGGUGCACUUACUUCACCCAUUAAAGAAUUGCUUACUGAACUGAAUUGCCUAUACAAUCAGGUUUGGUAGUUGUGGCAGAAUAAUGAAGUAGCUAGGUUAUUGGUGGCUGAACUGAAGCAGCCAGCUUUCUGGUGACUGGAAAGGAAAUAUAAGAUGAGAUAAAUGUUAUUUCAUUUCACAAUACAUAGAUAAUGUGUUCUGCAGAGGUUUUGAUUAGUGACAGCUGGAGGGAAAUUAAUUACAGUAAAUAUAGACCCUGGAUUUCCAUCUAGAUUUGCUAUAUAACUAUUUUAUUUUCACUGGAUUUAUGAAGCUCAGCUGUGUAUAUAACAUGGUCUACAUAUUUUGAUAGCAUGGAAUUUAUGUUUACAACAUUGCUGCUUGAAAGCUGUCAGAACUACAACCAGGAGUUGUCAGAUAACAGAUCCUUUUAUUGGGCAUUAACAAAGUAUAUAUUUUUGUACAUGUAUUGUACAUCUAUUGACAUUUAAGUGUUUACCUUUGUGAUUGUAACAGUUGGAUGCACGAACACUUCAUUUUGUAUAGAGAACAAAAGUGUUGAAUAUUAGGUUUUCUGUUAUCAAAAUGGAUGAUAAAGUCCUAUCACUUCUUGUCACUACAAGUAAAUCGUUUCUUAAAAGUAACAAGUUUUCAAUAUUUUGCAGACUUAAUUUGUAUGGAAAUUAGUAAAAAUGGUGAUGUUAUUUCCUUGUAUGUUUUAAAAUGCUUUAACAAUGUUUACACAAUACAGUUUUGACAGAAAUCUUGUUUAAACGAUCAUUACAAUGAUAGAUGAGCUGAUCAGUGGCCUCCUGGAUUACUGAAGGCUUUGACACUAAUGUGGUUAGAUUUUUUUUUUAUCCGUUGGAGUAUAUCGGCAGAUCUUCCCCCCGGAGAAGACUAUUGAGACUUUGCAGAUGAUUUCUAUAUUUUCUCUGUUACAUUGUCAGUGUUUAGUUUACAAGCACCAAAGUUUUACAUUUAAUCCAAUUUACUACCAGCUCACUUUGCAUUUGCUUUUCAGGCUACAUUCGAAAGAACUUGCCAACAUAGGUGUAGUCGAAAGUCUUUUUACGAUACAUCCCUUUUACUUUGUCGUUUUUAAGCUAACAAUAAAGUAUUGUCUGCAAUAUUUUGUUCAUCAAGAAUUUCUAGUCUGCAGUGACAUUAUUUUGUGAAUAUCAGAAAUUUGUGUUAUUUUUACCUCCCAUGUCAUAGUGUGCUUGUCUAAUUGGUGAUAUGAUUUUGAGAAAGUGGAAAGUGUAGUACAGUAAAUCUCUAAAUAAAAACUAUUUCCGA
Messenger RNA from Ylistrum balloti, 7624 nucleotides. RefSeq lists its product as uncharacterized. Gene Ontology annotation, cellular component: nucleus. Lineage: Eukaryota; Metazoa; Mollusca; Bivalvia; Pectinida; Pectinidae. The coding region runs from base 1 to 1197 and encodes 398 amino acids. The transcript has 9 exons. The record is from RefSeq and is a predicted model, not a curated record.